CUCCAGUCCGCCUGCUCCGGCCCCCACUCCACCGGUCUGGGAUGUACCUCUCCAUCUGUUGCUGCUUCCUCCUGUGGGCCCCUGUCCUGACGCUCAAAAAUCUCAACUACUCGGUGCCGGAGGAGCAAGGUGCCGGCACAGUGAUCGGCAACAUCGGCAAAGAUGCUCGGCUCCAGCCAGGGCUUCUGCCUGCAGAGCGCGGCGGCGGCGGCGGCGGGCGCAGCAAGUCGGGCAGUUACCGGGUGCUGGAAAACUCGGCGCCACAUCUGCUGGACGUGGACGCCGACAGCGGGCUUCUCUACACCAAGCAGCGAAUCGACCGCGAGUCCCUGUGCCGCCACAACGCCAAGUGCCAGCUGUCCCUUGAGGUGUUCGCCAACGACAAGGAGAUCUGCAUGAUCAAGGUGGAGAUCCAGGACAUCAACGACAAUGCGCCUUCCUUCCCCUCCGACCAGAUCGAAAUGGACAUCUCGGAGAACGCAGCGCCUGGCACGCGCUUCCCCCUCACCAGCGCGCACGACCCCGACGCGGGCGAGAACGGGCUCCGCACUUACUUGCUCACCCGCGACGACCACGGCCUCUUCGCGCUAGAUGUCAAAUCCCGCGGCGACGGCACCAAGUUUCCCGAGUUGGUCAUCCAGAAGGCCCUGGACCGCGAGCAGCAGAACCAUCACACGCUGGUCCUGACGGCCCUGGAUGGAGGUGAGCCCCCGCGCUCGGCCACCGUGCAGAUCAACGUCAAAGUGAUCGACUCGAACGACAACAGCCCUGUCUUCGAAGCGCCCUCCUACCUGGUGGAGCUGCCCGAGAACGCCCCUCUGGGCACCGUGGUCAUCGAUCUGAACGCCACCGACGCCGACGAGGGUCCCAACGGCGAAGUGCUCUAUUCCUUCAGCAGCUACGUGCCCGACCGCGUGCGGGAGCUCUUCUCCAUCGACCCCAAGAGCGGGCUGAUCCGUGUCAAGGGCAACCUGGACUACGAAGAAAACGGGAUGCUGGAGAUUGACGUCCAGGCCCGAGACUUGGGACCCAACCCCAUCCCUGCCCACUGCAAGGUCACGGUCAAGCUCAUCGACCGCAAUGACAACGCGCCGUCCAUCGGUUUUGUUUCCGUGCGCCAGGGGGCGCUGAGCGAGGCCGCCCCGCCAGGCACUGUCAUCGCCCUGGUGCGGGUCACCGACCGCGACUCAGGCAAGAACGGGCAGCUGCAGUGCCGCGUGCUGGGCGGAGGGGGCACGGGCGGCGGGGGCCUGGGCGGGCCUGGGGGCGCGGUGCCCUUCAAGCUCGAGGAGAAUUAUGACAAUUUCUACACGGUGGUGACUGACCGCCCGCUGGACCGCGAGACGCAGGACGAAUACAACGUGACCAUCGUGGCACGCGACGGUGGUUCGCCCCCACUCAACUCCACCAAGUCAUUCGCAGUCAAGAUCCUGGACGAGAAUGACAACCCGCCUCGUUUCACUAAGGGGCUCUAUGUGCUGCAGGUUCACGAAAACAACAUCCCUGGAGAGUACCUGGGCUCUGUGCUCGCCCAGGACCCGGACUUGGGACAAAACGGCACCGUGUCCUACUCCAUCCUGCCCUCGCACAUUGGCGACGUGUCCAUCUACACCUACGUGUCUGUGAACCCCACCAACGGGGCCAUCUACGCCCUGCGCUCCUUUAACUAUGAGCAGACCAAGGCUUUUGAGUUCAAGGUGCUGGCGAAGGACUCAGGGGCGCCCGCGCACUUGGAGAGCAAUGCCACCGUGAGGGUGACGGUGCUGGACGUGAAUGACAACGCGCCGGUGAUCGUGCUGCCCACGCUGCAGAAUGACACCGCCGAGCUGCAGGUGCCCCGCAAUGCCGGCCUGGGCUACCUGGUGAGCACCGUGCGCGCCCUCGACAGCGACUUUGGCGAGAGCGGGCGCCUCACCUACGAAAUCGUGGACGGCAAUGACGACCACCUGUUUGAGAUCGACCCGUCCAGUGGCGAAAUCCGCACGCUGCACCCCUUCUGGGAGGACGUGACACCCGUGGUGGAGCUGGUGGUGAAGGUGACAGACCAUGGCAAGCCCACCCUCUCUGCGGUGGCAAAGCUCAUCAUCCGCUCAGUGAGCGGCUCCCUCCCUGAGGGAGUGCCCCGGGUGAAUGGCGAGCAGCACCACUGGGACGUGUCGCUGCCGCUCAUAGUGACUCUGAGCACGAUCUCCAUCAUCCUCCUAGCGGCCAUGAUCACCAUCGCCGUCAAAUGCAAGCGCGAGAACAAGGAGAUCCGCACUUACAACUGCCGCAUCGCGGAGUACAGCCACCCGCAGCUGGGCGGGGGCAAGGGCAAGAAGAAGAAGAUCAAUAAAAAUGAUAUCAUGCUGGUGCAGAGCGAGGUGGAGGAGAGGAACGCCAUGAACGUCAUGAACGUGGUGAGCAGCCCCUCCCUGGCCACCUCCCCCAUGUACUUCGACUACCAGACCCGCCUGCCCCUCAGCUCGCCCCGGUCGGAGGUGAUGUAUCUCAAACCAGCUUCCAACAACCUGACUGUCCCGCAGGGUCACGCGGGCUGCCACACCAGCUUCACAGGACAAGGGACUAAUGCGAGCGAGACCCCCGCCACUCGGAUGUCCAUAAUUCAGACAGACAAUUUUCCCGCAGAGCCCAAUUACAUGGGCAGCAGGCAGCAGUUUGUUCAAAGUAGCUCCACGUUUAAGGACCCAGAGAGAGCCAGCCUGAGAGACAGUGGGCACGGGGACAGUGAUCAGGCUGACAGUGACCAAGACACUAACAAAGGCUCCUGCUGUGACAUGUCUGUUAGGGAGGCACUCAAGAUGAAAACGACUUCAACUAAAAGCCAACCACUUGAACAAGCAUUCCCGACUUUGCUUUCCUUUGCUAUCCUCACCCUACACACCAUCACAACCAGACUUCAGUCGGUUGGUCUGCGUCCUCCAGAACAAGAAGAGUGUGUUAAUUGCACAGAUGAAUGCCGAGUGCUCGGUCAUUCUGACAGGUGUUGGAUGCCACAGUUCCCUGCAGCCAAUCAGGCUGAAAAUGCAGAUUACCGCACAAAUCUCUUUGUACCCACAGUGGAAGCUAAUGUUGAGACUGAGACUUAUGAAACUGUGAAUCCCACUGGGAAAAAGACUUUUUGUACAUUUGGAAAAGACAAGCGAGAGCACACUAUUCUCAUUGCCAAUGUUAAACCUUAUUUAAAAGCCAAACGUGCCCUGAGCCCUCUCCUCCAAGAGGUGCCCUCUGCAUCCAGCAGCCCAACCAAGGCAUGCAUCGAGCCUUGCACCUCAACAAAAGGCUCUUUAGAUGGUUGCGAAGCUAAACCAGGAGCCCUGGCCGAAGCGAGUAGCCAGUACCUGCCCACUGACGGGCAGUAUCUGUCGCCCAGUAAGCAACCAAGAGACCCACCCUUCCUGGCAUCUGAUCAGAUGGCAAGGGUCUUCGCGGAUGUGCAUUCCAGAACCAGCCGAGAUUCCAGCGAGAUGGGCACUGUCUUGGAGCAGCUGGACCAUCCCAGCAGGGAUCUGGGCCGAGAGUCAGUGGAUGCUGAGGAAGUCGUGAGAGAAAUCGAUAAGCUUUUGCAGGACUGUCGAGGAAGCGACCCUGUGGCUGUAAGAAAGUGAGGAAAGAAAAAGGAAGAAAGAAAGAACAAAGGCAUUGGCAUUUUCUUGUCUCUUCUGUUGAUUUAUAAAGGAUCCCUCCUGCUGACAACCUGUUUUCCAGGGAUGAAGAAAGACCAGUGCUGCUUCAAGGCUUUUAGUGAACAUCAGAAGUGCCCACAGUAGGCUCUUUUCACUGCUGUUUGUUUUUCAGAGAUAACAAUGGUCUUGUUUUGACCAAACUCACAUUAGGACAGAAUUAAUGAUGCUGAAAGAGGAAAGACAAAGAACAAGAAGAAGAAGAAGAAGAAGAAAGAAAACGAGAGAAGAAAAGAAGGAAGAUGAGGAGUCCGUACCUUUUGACAAUCUGUUAGGAAGGUAUGCAGUGUGACACCUGAUUUCUGCUCAGCUAAGGCUGUCCUCCUGGCUGAUGCUGACUUAACUGUUUACCUAUAAACCCCAUACAAAGCAGGGUCCUAAUUUGCGAUCUGUGGUGGAUGUCUAGCGGUCAUCACAGGCUCCUACUGAAAGUCCCAAAAGACCUUGCAGUAGUCCAAGCUACACCAAACAUUAACACGUAUCUGUGGUAAACAUUUCUGUAUAAAGUUACCUGCCACACAUAGAAACACAAAGAACAUUCCAUAUCAUUAGUCAAAAACUAAAAAGCAUAAAAAUCUUGGUCAUCUGUACUACAGUUCAUGUCGUAUAAAAGUUAAAUGUAAAAAAAUAGAGUCCAUUCUGUCCUGCACACAAAUAGACUAAUUCACUUCAUAAAGGAGAAGAAGGAAAUUUAAAGGUUAAAAUGCCUACUUAGCAUUUUAGUGUCCAACAAAUAAUGACUUAGGACAUUUUAAACUUGACAUAGGAAAAAUUUAAAACAUAGUUACUAUUGAAUGAAUGUUAAUCAAUGAAAAAUUAACAUGGCUAACGUUUUUUCUUCAUUUGUGGACACUAAAAUAGCUCAGGAAAGUGAAAUAUCUUAGACAUAUACAAAUCAUAUGACCAUUUAAAUGUGCAAGUGUAAGAAGAUUCAAUGUGUUUACAUCAAAUGACAUAUUUUUAUUGAUUUAUUGCAGAUUCCGUGCAUAUGAGCCAAAUUGUUGAGUGUAUAAGAGCUAUAUUGUGUAUUUUAUUAAAUUAAUAUAUAGUUGUGUUGCAAAAAUCUUUGGGCUUAUAUUGUAAAUGGCAAGUGUUGCCUCGGUAGCUGUCGAACUCUAUGAGUUUUGUUUUUCCUGCUUCCUUUUUCCCCAUGGAGUGUGGGAAGCAGUGCCUCAGAGCAAAGUCUCUCGUCUAAUGUAUAGUCUACCAAGUGCUGCAGUACAUAAUCUGUUCAAAAUGUGUUUGAGUGAGCGGAUGGAGCUAACUGAAGGGUCAAAAAAUACAUUCAUCAGCCAUGGUUAUGUGCAAGUCCUUGUAAAAGCUUUUAUUAAAGUCAUGCUACAUCACAAGAUUUACAUUUGUACUAGAACCUGAAACUUGCUCAUUGUUUCUUUCCCCCAAUAACACAUGCAGCUUCUGCCUAUGUAGAUACCACACCCUUCAUUAAUCUCCAAAAGUGUCAUCUGUGGUUUGGGAUGUGCGUUCCCAUUAUAUUUCAAAAACAUGAAAAAUGCUUUAAUGCAUGUGUGGUACCAGCACUGUUUACUUGCAUUGUGUAGUGUUUUUCAAGAAGUCUGAGUCUUAAGAAAAUUGUUUUUUCCUGUUUUUCAAUGCUCUUCUGCCUCUUUUUAUUGGCGUCCUUCAAGAACAAUACACCUUCUUUUCUUUCAUUUUAGUGGCACCUUUUCUGUGACAUUUAGCAGGUUUCAAACUUACUUCCACAUGAGGCUGGGAAACCUCAAAUUUCAGGAAUUGGAAAAAAAAAUUAGCACUUACAGAAGUAGCAGCAGAUGGGGAAAUGCCUUGAUUGACAUUUUCCUUCAGCAUUUAAAAAUUUUUGGCAUUUUACAGCUUCAUGACAAACAGUCUGCAGCCCAUACCUAGAGGAUGUGGCGCUGGCUUAACUAAAGGCUGUUUGUACACUGGAACAGGAACGUGCAUCCUUUGCAAACUGGUGGAGAAUUCUGUGCCUUCUUUUCUGGCCACUAAGCCAGUGUAGAAAAAGCAUAAAUGUCAUAAGAUCCUUAUAUUCAAAAGCAAAAGCAAAAACAGAUACCAACAUAGAACGGAAUUUAGUUUUGUAAUUUCAAACCUGAAAAAAUUCUACUGAAAAUAUUUCUGCUGAAUGCUGUCCCGAUUUGAGACUGUCCCACACUGGCAACACUGCUUUGAGAGGGAAGAGCGGACAACUCCCAUCAGCCUUAUUCGCUUGAGAACUGUACUUGGUUCCUACUAACAGCUUUUUCAAAGCUCUAUGCUGAGUUUUUAUGAUUCGUAAAUGUGGAAAUGAGAGAAAGAAGGGAUCUUGUACAUGUGAAACCUAAUUGACUCUCUAUAUUUUGGACAAUUUAUGUAUCUGAAAUGUGUUCACUCUCUUAUAUGCUUUUUAAAAUUUUUUUUGGCCAGGAGACUACAGGUUGAUAGCUGAAAUUUGAUGGGAAACCAAUUUCCCUUUAGUCUUACAAAUAUUGCCUCUCUCUUACCAGACAAAUAGCCAUUUAGUAAAAUCUAAGGCAGUAUGUAGAUGAAAUAAACUAAGAGAGUGGGGUUUACUUUUUAAAACAUCCUUAGUGCUGAGUAAAUAGUUCAAUAUAUUAUGUGUGUCUGAAGACUGGAAACACCGUACAAUUUUAAGAACUGAUUGUGCCAGUGGAUGAGGGAUGUACCUUUAGAACUCUCUGUUGCUGCUGUAAGCUAUUUAACACAUUAUCUGCAUUUAGUAGGGGCCGUUAUUUAUUCACAAGAUGGUGGGAAUUCGGUAGUAAGGACUCUUUAGCUUUUAUUGUUGAGUUGAAGGAAUUUUGCUUUUAUUCAUUUGGCUAAUAACUGCCUUCAUCACAGAAUUCUGGUGCUUGGUUUCCCAGGAAGCCUUAUGAGAUGCCAAAAUCACAUCUUUAGGGAGUAUCUUGCCCCAGAGAGUGAUGCAUGAUCAAACAGUGUGGUUUCAGCAUAAUUUAGAAUAUAAAAAAUUGUCUUAAAUCACACCCUCCUAGACACACACACACUCAAAAUUAAGAAUUUCAUAAUACUUCGCCUUUAAGUAUUUCAAUAACUGAGUCCAAGCACAAGUAAAGACGUAAUUUAUGGACCUUUUAGUUAGAAUCCAGAGUUUCAACAAUUGUUUACUGAUAAAUUCUUUAAUAUUUUUAAACAAUCUUCCCAUCAAAUAUGAAUGAUGUAAACUAGUUUCAUCAGUGAAAGCAGUAAGAAUAAGUGUUAGUUAUACUGAUACCAAAGUAAACAUUAAAGAGACAUAUCAUGCAAUUUCAAAGAAUGGAUUCAUGUUAUUUCUUAACCUGACAUACAUAUUCCCAUUGCAGGCUAUGUGCAAAGAUUGGCGUACUACUCCACAAAUCAAUUGUAUUCCUGGUUGGAAAAUUGACUUCUUUUGUUUUCCUAAAUUAGCUGAAAUCUUGUAAAACAUGACUUUCCUUUAAAGGAUCUAGACACUGCUCAAUUUAAAAAAAAUGACACCAUAAACACAAUCCAUGUAGUCAUAGAGCAGGAAGCUUUAUUAGAACAAGGUGAAAGCUGUUUUCUUGCCACUGGAGUAGAAGUUGCUGAGGUCAACAAGUAGACUGAGGUCUGGCAUAAUAUACACCCACUCAUUAUUGUCUAAUGAUAUUCUUUUCACAACAGACAACAUUUAUCAGAAAAUUAAUUCAAAUUCAUUUUGAGAGUUUUGGCUAUCAAGAUGUGUUAUUUUGAAAAAUAAUUGGAUGAGACCUGAUUAAUGUCCAACUUUCCUGGCCCCAGUGUUUUGCAAGUUGGCUAUUCCCAUAUAUCAACCCCAUCACUCCAUGUGGUUCUUAGCUGCACCAAGCAAUUGGUGAACAAGGACAACAAUAAAAGCAGCAUACAUUGUAUGGAUUUAUCUCAACGCUGUUGUUUAAUGGCUGUGUUUAAUGUGACCUAUCUGGAAAAUGAGGACUCCGAAUAAAAAGCUAUUACUAAUA
Molecule: messenger RNA, 7639 nt
Organism: Echinops telfairi (small Madagascar hedgehog)
Lineage: Eukaryota; Metazoa; Chordata; Mammalia; Afrosoricida; Tenrecidae
Gene: PCDH17
Product: protocadherin 17
Exons: 5
Coding region: 42-3608 (1188 amino acids)
Biological process (GO): homophilic cell-cell adhesion
Cellular component (GO): plasma membrane
Molecular function (GO): calcium ion binding
Source: RefSeq, a predicted model, not a curated record